This is a messenger RNA of Bipolaris victoriae FI3, 1089 nucleotides long. RefSeq lists its product as hypothetical. The coding region runs from base 1 to 1089 and encodes 362 amino acids. The transcript is spliced from 4 exons. Lineage: Eukaryota; Fungi; Ascomycota; Dothideomycetes; Pleosporales; Pleosporaceae. The record is from RefSeq and is a predicted model, not a curated record.
AUGGAAGUUGAAGGAAACCCUUCUUACAAAGCUUUCGUCAUAUCUCCUCCGCAGGAAAAUCAAGACACCCCGCAAUUCUUCUCAGACUUGUUGAUAGAGGCUCUUUAUCUCUAUGUUCCUGUGCCCUUUCACACAACACAUACGCUGAUAAUAUGUGUAUCAAUUAUUCCCUUCAGCAUUCCAAGCCAUCGCGGCCAGGUUUUCUAUCAUGCAGAAGCCUCAUAUGCGCAGUGUUGUGAAGGUCUGGACAGAAAUUCGUUUAUGCCUACAAUUAUUAGCACAGCACAGAAAACUUACGGCAUGUACAUGCCGUAUCAUCCGUGGAAUUUUGAAAUGGCUGGUGAGAUCUACAGCCAGGGCUAUGACUCAAGCUUCGAUUCUGAGCAACAUUUCUUCGUGGACGAAUUCGUAGGAUCUGUGCUAGGAACACCUCCAGCCGAAUCACUGGUUGAUUGUUCCAUGCAAGAUGCAGAAAGCCACAGUGUCAUGCAAAUAAAGCCCCUAAAUAACCACGAAUGUCCAAUAACGAAAGUUGCGGAUGAGUUCCUGAACAGCUUUUGCAACACAGAAUCAUAUAUCUUGGCGACCGAGUUUAUUAUCAAGAUCAAUGCACGAAUGAGGGAAGCGGGCUUUGAGGGAACUUCGCGUAGUCUGAAGACUCUCCGAGAUGAGACAAUCUUCAUAAACCGCCUUGUGGCUUCUAUUGAAAUGUCACAUGGGAUAGGCGUUGCAUCGCUGGUCUUCUAUCACAUUUUCAGGGCCUCAAAUUACCGGCUUAUCCGCCUCAUGAAUCGCUAUGGUGACGCUAAGAAGCUGCUCGCCAUACGAAGAAUCUGCGAAAACCUACAAGUUUCUAGACUUGUUGCCAACCCUCUACCCAUUCUGCGGAUACAUGAUCUGAUAGGAGAACACAUGCCAGACCUUCCGUAUGUUCCCUGGAGUCUAGAUCGAUGCAUUCCAUUGACAGUUGGCAGCAACAAAGUAAUCAACGCCGCGAUAGGAUACUUGGAUGUACACACCUCAUUAGCCGUUGAGCAAGACCUGGAUUUUCCUGGAUUCGAUCCUCAAUUAGGUUUCUUGCAGUUAUGA